This is a messenger RNA of Scaptodrosophila lebanonensis, 2278 nucleotides long. Its product is annotated as gastrula zinc finger protein XlCGF8.2DB. The transcript is spliced from 7 exons. NCBI's taxonomy places the organism in Eukaryota, Metazoa, Arthropoda, Insecta, Diptera, Drosophilidae. Gene Ontology annotation, biological process: negative regulation of transcription by RNA polymerase II. The record is from RefSeq and is a predicted model, not a curated record. Gene Ontology annotation, molecular function: DNA-binding transcription repressor activity, RNA polymerase II-specific. Bases 637 to 2127 code for a protein of 496 amino acids.
CAAAAAAGAAAUUAAGAAACAAAAACAAACGACUCACACAAGUGCAAACAUAAACAACGGUAACUGAGGUAGAACCAACAACAACGACCACUGUUGCAAUGUUAUACGGAUGUGAGAAACCCUGCUUGAGCGUGUGUGUUUAAUCGGUCGGUCAAAUAUAAAUAUUUAAAGUAAAUGUGAUUUGUUUUAUCAAAUCACUAUUUAACUGCUCGUUCUUAUAAUCACUAAGCAAAAGUAAAAUAAAUUAACAAAGAGGACUACAAAUUGUCCCAAUCGUACUAUUGUUUUCGUUGUAUGCGAAGACGCUGCGCGAGUGUUUAGUUAAUUUUGUAUAUUUUUGUAUGCAUGUAUGUACAUACAUAUGUACGUGUGCAUGUACAUACGUAUAUAUUUUUAUUAAUAAACGUAAAGGACAGUUGUGCGUGUAAAUAACUGUAACCGGUGAAAAGCGCGAACAAGAACAUAACAUAGCUAGGUACUUGUCUUUCCUUUCAAUGUUUUGGCUUAUCCAUAACAUCGCCGUCGACGUCGAUUGCAGUCAACAAGAACAAGAGCAGCGGAAGCAGUUACAACAACAACAAGGGCACUGCGCACGUUGUCCUGCAAACGUCGCCAAUCUGGAGCAGGAGCAGCGUCAUGGACACAAUCUGUAGGCUGUGCUUUCAGACAGCAACGUUAUUCCAAGUGCCGGGCUACAGCAUACCAACGUGUGUUCGCUGCUCCGAGCAGUUGACAAACAAUUCAAAUUUCCAUCAAACGAUUCGUGCAGACGGCAGCACCAGCAGCGGCGCCGGUAGCGGUAGUGCAACCGCUGCGGUGACAGCGGCAGCCGUUGCGGCGGCCGCAGCCUCAGCGACGUCAGCCAACAGUAACGCAGUGGCUCAGCUGACUAACGGAAACGCAGCCGCCGUGCUGCAACUGCAACAGCAACAACAACUGCAAUCAUCAAGCUCUUCCGAGAAUCUACAAUCGCAGGACGAUUCUGAAGAUGUGGAUUUGAUAUUCAACGAGGAGGGCUCUUGCCCGCUGUGCAACAAGACCUUCUCGCGCAAAUCCUCGCUCAUGACGCACAUACGCAAUCACUCGGCUGAACGCAAGUUCGUAUGCACCUAUUGCCACAAAGGCUUCACACAGGCCGCCAAUUUGCGCAACCAUGAGCGCAUACACACAAAUGAUCGACCAUAUCAGUGCGUCGACUGUGGCAAGACUUUCACACAGAUCACAAAUCUGAAUAAUCAUCGUCGUCUUCAUACUGGCGAACGUCCGUUUGUGUGCAAUGAGCCCGAAUGUGGACGCAGCUUUGCACAAGUUACCAAUUUAAACAAUCACAUGAAGUCACACCACAAGGUACAGCAAUAUUGCUGCAAUGUCUGCUCCAAGAAGUUCACACAGGUAACCUCCCUAAAUCAGCACCUGCAAGCCCAUGCCGGAGUCACUGGCUACUAUUGCCCGCGGUGCCCCGAGAAGAAUUUCAAGCUGCAAUCGCAACUGCAUACGCACAUGAAGACGCAUGGGUUGGCCUUUCCAUACGAGUGUGACAAGUGUGAUGAGAAGUUUUUGCAGCAAUCACAUCUCGACCAGCAUCUAAAAAUGCACGAUGAGUUCAAGUACAAGUGCGACAUUUGCCCCAGUUCAUUCAACCAGGAGACGUUGCUGAAGAAGCAUGUGCAACGGCAUGUCGAAGGUCGCUAUCUCAGCUGUCCUGUGGCCAACUGUGGUGAAUCUUUUGCAGUUCGGCAACACCUCUCCAAGCAUCUGCUCACCAACCACUCGCACCACGAGCUGCCGCCUCCGAAGCGUUCAAAGAAAGCCAUCUCGCUUCAAUCGCCGCAACAGCCGCUGGCCAUGAUAGGCCAACCGCUAUCAUUGCAACAUACGACGGGGCAGCGUGGACGUCCGCCUAAAAAUAAGAAAGCCGCUUUGGCAGCCACCACAACCAUCAAGAUUGAGAUCAAUGAGCCUCUUCAUAAUCAACAUGUCAUCAGCAAUGCCAGCGGCUUGUCCAUACAGCAACAGAUCAACCAGCACAUGCAGCAACAGCAGCAGUUGCAGCAGCAACAACAACAGCAACAACAUUUGCUACCCAUGGGCCAGGCGGUGAAGGCGCGCUUCAUACCCACCAAAUAGGACCUCUCCACGUUGAGCGUUUAGCCGACUUUUAUCUCUCUGUACUCCUUUGUUCGAGCAGUCUAGUUAGAUUUUUAAUACCAACAGAUCUUAAAUUUAUUACAACAAUGCCAACAAACAACAAUUAAAAGUUCAUAUUCCUAAACUGUUA